Lasiosphaeria miniovina is the source of this 877-nucleotide messenger RNA. RefSeq names its product uracil phosphoribosyltransferase-domain-containing protein. NCBI's taxonomy places the organism in Eukaryota, Fungi, Ascomycota, Sordariomycetes, Sordariales, Lasiosphaeriaceae. The coding region runs from base 197 to 877 and encodes 226 amino acids. The transcript has 3 exons. The record is from RefSeq and is a predicted model, not a curated record.
CAGCGCUGCCGUCUUUUCCCAGACAGACAGACAGACAGACAGACCAUCCCGCUAUCUUAAGAAAAACACCAUAAAAUUUACACACACUAUUAAUUGCCCAUUCACACUCACCAUUACAUCAAUCUAGUCUCUUGAUUACACCGCGAAUCGCACAUUACUCUUUACAAAUACCGAUAGACCUUCACAAGAAAGAAAGAUGGACCCGCUGCCGCCCAACGUGCACGUCUCCAAGCACCCGUGCCUGGUCGCCAAGCUGAGCCAGCUGCGGUCCAAGAGCACGAGCGCGAAGGAGGUCAAGUCGCUGGUGCACGAGAUUGCGAUUAUCCUGGGAUGCGAGGCGCUGGCACACGCCGUGAGCGCGGCGCCCGGUUCAACUGACGAAACACCCCUUGGGUUCCCGUACCAGACUACCAGCGUGCUCCCCGAGACCAUCUCGCUGGUGCCGAUUUUGCGCUCGGGAUUGGGCAUGGUAGAAGCCAUCCAAACCCUCCUCCCGGCACCCGUCCCCGUGCACCACCUCGGGCUGUACCGCGAGCCGAUCUCGCUCGAGCCGGUCGAGUACUACAACAACCUACCGGACCACAGCAGCGCGACGGGGCAGGGCGCUAGCGGGCUAGCAGUCAUACUAGACCCUGUGAUCGCGACGGGGGGCACGUGCGCGGCGGCGAUCCAGUCGCUGCGCGAGUGGGGCGCGCAGCGGGUGCUGGUGCUGUCGGUGCUAGGGGCGGCGGGCGGCGUGGCGCGCGCGGCCGCCGAAUGGCCGGCGGGCGUCGAAAUCUGGCUCGCCGGCGUCGACGCCGAGCUGACGGACCGCGGCAUGCUCAAGCCCGGUCUCGGCGAUGUCGGCGACCGCCUGUUCCUGACCAUUGGCAAGUAG